AUGAAAGUAUGUAAAAGACAGAGGCACAUAAAUCAGUGUGAAAGGAAAAUUAAGUGGUGGAGAUUAAAGGAUAAAAAUUUGAGACAGAACUUUAGUGAUAAAGUACUGGGAAAGAUAAAAUUGGCAGAGAGUGUGCAGGAGUGGUGGAAAAUAAAUAGUGCUGUUAUAAGGAAGACCGGGGAGGAAGUGUUUGGGUUAACAUUUGGGAGAGGGGUGCCUAAAUGUAAGGAAGCAUGGUGGUGGGAUGAAGAGGUGCAGAAGGUUGUGAAGGAAAAGAAAGACGCUAAGAGGAAGUGGGAUAAGUCCGGAAGUGCUGAGGAUGAGCAAGCAUACAAAAGUGCAAAGAAGGAGGCUGCAUGA
This is a messenger RNA of Schistocerca serialis cubense, 360 nucleotides long. RefSeq lists its product as uncharacterized. NCBI's taxonomy places the organism in Eukaryota, Metazoa, Arthropoda, Insecta, Orthoptera, Acrididae. The record is from RefSeq and is a predicted model, not a curated record. The transcript has a single exon. The coding region runs from base 1 to 360 and encodes 119 amino acids.